Molecule: messenger RNA, 495 nt
Organism: Bufo gargarizans (Asiatic toad)
Lineage: Eukaryota; Metazoa; Chordata; Amphibia; Anura; Bufonidae
Product: barrier-to-autointegration factor-like
Exons: 3
Coding region: 87-359 (90 amino acids)
Molecular function (GO): DNA binding
Source: RefSeq, a predicted model, not a curated record
AAGUAAGUUAGUUCACUAUCACUUUCACAACAGUGUGUGGCUGUCUGGCUGGAAGGUUCAUACGCGGCCAUAAAGGUAUAGCAAAGAUGUCUUCUAAAUCACAGAAACACAGAGACUUUGUGGCAGAGCCCAUGGGAGUGAAGCCGGUGAAGGCUCUUCCUGGCAUUGGUGACACACUGGCAGAAAAGCUUUCUGAUAAGGGCUUUGACAAGGCCUAUACUGUCUUGGGUCAGUUUCUCAUGAUGAAGAAAAAUGAAAAGCAAUUUACAGAUUGGUUGAAGGACAUCUGUGGCGCCGAUAAAAAACAGGCAGGUGAUUGUUUUUGCAGUCUGAAAGAAUGGUGUAAUUCAUUCUUGUAAGAAUAUUGCCUUCCCAAGUCCAGCCUCUGAAGUUCAAGAACAGCAUGCUACCUGCAAUAUCCAACUAUGAGCAAGCAAGACAUCUUGGUGCAUUAAAUUGCCACCAGGUGUACAAAGAAGACGACGUGCAUCUGGU